Lipotes vexillifer (Yangtze River dolphin) is the source of this 1272-nucleotide messenger RNA. RefSeq names its product double C2-like domain-containing protein gamma. Gene Ontology annotation, biological process: spontaneous neurotransmitter secretion; regulation of calcium ion-dependent exocytosis; exocytosis. The record is from RefSeq and is a predicted model, not a curated record. Gene Ontology annotation, cellular component: synapse; membrane. NCBI's taxonomy places the organism in Eukaryota, Metazoa, Chordata, Mammalia, Artiodactyla, Lipotidae.
AUGGCGGGCCACACUCUGGCUCUCUGGGUCACCUCCGUCAGGCGCACACCCAGCACCGGCAGCGACCCAAACCAGGUGGAGGAGCCCUCAGAGCGGGGCUCCUCUGAGUGCUGCCUCCAUUUCCGGCCCCCCAUGGCGGGCACGGCGGACCGGGGGCGGGUGAGCGUGCAGGAACACAUGGCUAUUCACGUGAGCCCGGGCCCCAUCCGGCCCAUCCGCCUCAUUUCCGACUACUUCCCGCACUUCUGCCCCUUCGCUGAGCCCACCCUGCGCGUGAGACCUCACCCUCCAGUGACCCCCACCAUCCACUCUGCGUCCCAGUCCCAGCCGGACCCAGAGCCAGAGGGAGACUCAGACAACAGCACCACCCUCGGCACCCUCGAGUUCACCGCUUCUUUUGAUACGGACAAUAGCACACUGUGCUGCACAGCUCACCGUGCCAAGGGCCUCAAGCCACCGGCCUCGGGCUCCGUGGACACCUAUGUCGAAGCCAAUCUGCUGCCUGGGGCCAGCAAGGCCAGCCAGCCGCGGACACGCAUGGUUUGGGGCACAAGGGGGCCUGUGUGGGAGGAGGCUCAUGGCUUCACCCUCCAGGACACCAGGCGCAACACCCUGUGGCUCUGCGUCUGGGAGGACCCACGACUGCAGCAACGGCGGCGGGCGCCUCCCCUGCGGGAGCUGCGGGUGCCCCUGUGGAAGCUGGUGCCCAACCAAGCCAGGAGCUUCGAUGUGUGUCUGGAGAGGCGGAGGCUGACCAAGAGGCCCAAGAGCCUGGACACAGCACGUGGCAUUUCUCUGUAUGAGGAGGAGGUGGAGACUGAGGGAGCCGGGGAGGAGCGUGGGCACAUCCUGCUGUCGCUGUGCUACAGCUCUCAGCGGGGCAGCCUGCUGGUGGGUGUGCUGCGCUGUGCCCACCUCGCCCCCAUGGACGCCAACGGCUACUCGGACCCCUUUGUCCGCCUUUACCUGCAUCUGGAUGGAGGGAAGAAAUCAAAAUAUAAGACCAGUGUUCGGAAGAAGACCCUGAACCCUGAGUUCAACGAGGAAUUCUUCUGCGCAGGCCCACAGGAGGAGCUGGCGCAGAAGACACUGCUGGUGUCUGUGUGGGAUUAUGACCUGGGCACAGCUGAUGACUUCACCGGCAGGGUGCAGCUGAGUCGUCAGGCCAGCAGGGAGCGCCAGCAGCACUGGCACGAAUGGCUGGGCCGCACUGACCACCAGCUGGAGCCGUGGCACCCGCUGGACGGCGCGCGCCUCCGGCUCAGCGACUAG